Molecule: messenger RNA, 1998 nt
Organism: Mercenaria mercenaria
Lineage: Eukaryota; Metazoa; Mollusca; Bivalvia; Venerida; Veneridae
Product: transcription factor EC-like
Exons: 4
Coding region: 125-757 (210 amino acids)
Biological process (GO): regulation of transcription by RNA polymerase II
Cellular component (GO): nucleus
Molecular function (GO): RNA polymerase II cis-regulatory region sequence-specific DNA binding; DNA-binding transcription factor activity, RNA polymerase II-specific; protein dimerization activity
Source: RefSeq, a predicted model, not a curated record
UAAAAAUAGCCAGGUACGAUUAACUUUAUGCACAAUUCAUUACAUUUUAUUGUUUCAUUUUAAAAUUUUGUUCCAGAAUGAUGCUCCCCGAAAUGGUGUCUUUCCUCGAUUUGCCAAAACAUCUAUGACAAACGAGGUUCCCAUGAAUGGAUUUUCUGCAGAGUGUUUAGUCACAUCAAGAAAAGAUACACAUAAAGAGAAAGAACGACAAAAGAAAGAGAUUCACAAUAAAAUUGAGAAGAGGAGACGAUGGCUGAUAAACGAAAAAAUAACAGAACUUGGAAACUUGCUUCCAGAUAAUAUUAAUCGUGCAUCUGGUCUAAAGAAAGGCUCCAUUUUGAAGGAAACAGUUGAGUACAUUAAACAGCUUAGGAAAGACCAGGGUCGAGUUCAUCGUUUGGAAAAGAAAAUGGGCGAAACGUGUCUCGAGGUUAAGCAAUUGGCACACAGGCUUGAACAAUGGGAGAUUCGGAUGGCAACCAAGGGUGCAAAUAGCGGAGGAACUGGUCAUUUGCAAGAUGAAACCUAUGAGAAUCAAGACAUCAAUAAUAGUUUGACGGCAGAACCAGCCAAAACCAGAGAACACCCCUCCCCAAUUUUGCAGGACACUCCACUGGAUAUGUUGGCAACAGAGUCAGAAAUGAUGGACCCAGCUCCAGUCUGGGAUGACGAAUCUUCAAAGUUUUCGGCCGACGCCAUCAUAUCAUUACCCCUUAUCGCUGGAGUUGACAUCAACGAUAUGGAUUAUUACUUCUGAGUAAACCGGCGUGAACCGAAAAGUAAUCUAUAAUGGAAUACUUGAAAUCUGCUGAUUAUCUGGAAUAGACUAUAUCAACAUGAAACGUUUACACAACGAAAUUAUGCCAAGGUUGAUAUAAUGUAUUGCAUCUUAUAUGAAAACAAAAUCAACCAUAUAUAUUUCCGAAAUUGUUAAUUUUAUCAAACAUUUCAUUUUGUGUUCAUCUGUACAAUCAACAGUUGGAAAACAAUUGCAUCAACAGUAUUAAUAAGCACGUAAUUCAACAUGUGCACACAGUCAUAAAAAUAUUCUAUAUUUUGCAGACAUGCUUUACCAGGUUUUAGUCUAGAGGAGAGAUCUACCGAUGUAUAUUGAGAUGUCAUCAUUGAGAUCAGGCUAUUAAAACAUUGAUUAAGUAGAAUAUUUAUAUGAUACAUGUAUUUGACUUUAAUAUGCCCCGCCCCCCACCACCCCCUUCGAGGAAGGAUGCAAGUCGGUCGGUCAAUCAGUUUCCGGAUGAUAACUCAAGAACACUUUGGCCUAGGAUCACGAAAAUUGAUACUGAGGUUGUUCAUGACCAGCAGAUGGCCCCUUUUUAUUUUGAGGUUAGUAGUUCAAAGGUCAAAUUCAGAGUGAUCCGGAACAGUCAAACGAUUUCCGGAUUAUAACUCAAGGACGCAUGGGUCUAGGAUCACAAGAGUUGAUAAAAAGUUUGCUCAGGACCAGCAGAUGACCCCUAUUGAUUCUGAAGUCAGUAGGUCAAAGGUCAAUGUCACUUUGACCCGGAACAGUUAAACCGUUUCCGGACGGUAAUUUGAGAACAUAUGGGCCUGGAGUCACGAAAUGUAAGCAUAUGCAAUGGCACACAUUAUUUCAAGGUACCAUUUCGGUUUCAUAUGAAUAACAUUCGUCUUGAAAUAUCUGUUAAAAACUUGAUAAUAUGACCUUAAAUAUGUCAAGAUACAAACCAUAACCAUAGGUAUUAAUAGCAUGUAGCAUGAAGGCUAACUAUGCAGCCACAAAAUUGAGAAUUACAUACUGAAUAUUGUUUACAGUAUGACAGUAUGCAAUAUAUCAGUAUCACCCAUUAGAGCAUAAAACAAAAGAGACUUUUAUUUUAAAUCAUGCACUUCUUUUGAUAAUGUGUAUGCUACAUAUAUAAUCAUAUCAGUGUCUCCACUUGUUACAGGAAGCAAUUUGUGUUAUGAAAACACAAAUCAUUUCAGAAAAUAUAGCAGAAAAUGUGAGCUUGAUGUCAA